AUGCAGACUGCUUCUACAAACAUUUGUGAAAGAAUUAGUCGCUCUCAGGAGCUCAGUGAAUUCAAGCGUGGUACCGUAAUAGGUUGCCACCUGUGCAAUAAGUCCAUCCGUGAAAUUUCCUUGCUACUAAAUAUUUCACGGUCAACUUUUAGUGGUAUUAUAACAAAGUGGAAGCAACUGGGAACAACAGCAAUUCAGCUUCGAAUGAGCGGGGUCGGUGCAUGCUGAAGCGCACACUGCGCAGAAGUCGCCAACUGUCUUCAGAGGCAAUAGCCAAACACCUCCAAACUUCAUGUGGCCUUCAGUUUAACACAUCAGUAUGUAGAGAGCUUCAUGGAAUGGGUUUCUAUGGCUGA
Molecule: messenger RNA, 356 nt
Organism: Staurois parvus
Lineage: Eukaryota; Metazoa; Chordata; Amphibia; Anura; Ranidae
Source: the annotation of a GenBank genome assembly